AAAGGAACCUUUCUCUUUGUUCCGGCCUCAGUGGAGCAAACAUGGCGGCGGAGGGAGACGUCGAUCUGGACCUGGAAGCUGAAGAAAACUGCACUGGAAAACCGGCAGAAAAGCCUCGGAAACAUGACAGCGGAGCCGCUGACCUGGAGAGAGUCACGGACUAUGCGGAGGAGAAAGAAAUCUCCAGCUCGGACCUGGAAACGGCGAUGUCAGUGAUUGGAGACAGGAGGUCACGAGAACAGAAAGCCAAACAGGAGAGAGAAAAAGAGUUGGCCAAGGUCACCAUCAAGAAAGAGGAUGUAGAACUAAUUAUGUCAGAGAUGGAGAUUUCGCGGGCCGUGGCAGAACGCAGUCUGAGGGAACACAUGGGGAACGUGGUGGAGGCUCUGGUGGCUCUGACCAACUGAACAAAACAACAUUUACACACUGGACUGCUUCACUUUGUUUUUUUUUUUUUUAACCAGAGCUCAUCAAGACAAUGAGACUGAACUCUGCAGUCACCGGCUGUUGUGAUGUAAUCUUCACCCCAAAUCAUUUUUCUUUUUUAAAAUAAAAAUUUUGUUCACCUUU
This is a messenger RNA of Dicentrarchus labrax (European seabass), 570 nucleotides long. RefSeq names its product huntingtin interacting protein K (gene hypk). Gene Ontology annotation, biological process: protein stabilization; negative regulation of apoptotic process. The transcript has 4 exons. The record is from RefSeq and is a predicted model, not a curated record. The coding region runs from base 42 to 407 and encodes 121 amino acids. NCBI's taxonomy places the organism in Eukaryota, Metazoa, Chordata, Actinopteri, Moronidae.